Mangifera indica (mango) is the source of this 4450-nucleotide messenger RNA. RefSeq names its product protein STICHEL-like. Gene Ontology annotation, cellular component: nucleus; DNA polymerase III complex; DNA replication factor C complex. The record is from RefSeq and is a predicted model, not a curated record. The coding region runs from base 449 to 4297 and encodes 1282 amino acids. NCBI's taxonomy places the organism in Eukaryota, Viridiplantae, Streptophyta, Magnoliopsida, Sapindales, Anacardiaceae. Gene Ontology annotation, molecular function: ATP binding; DNA clamp loader activity; DNA-directed DNA polymerase activity. The transcript has 7 exons. Gene Ontology annotation, biological process: DNA-templated DNA replication; DNA repair.
UCCGAAUAAUGUAGAAAGCAAAGGACACAUUUUUACACUCGAAGUUUCUCCUUUCAAAGCUCUUUGAUUUGAGGCGCUAACUCAAAAAUAAAAUCUCACAAAAAACAAAAUAAAAAAUGAAACUUCUAUGAGUAAUGAGUCAGUGAGAAUGUGAAGAAGAAAAGAAAAUUUUUUUCCCUUUUCCUUUUUUUUUCUUUCGCUUAAGUUGAGCUCCACUGUGUCAGUUUCUUCUCAGAACUCUUAAUCUGAAUCUGUGAAAAGAGUCUUUGCUCCCCCUGUCUCUGCUUUUUCCUGACUACGGUUUCAAUUUCUAUGUUUUUGGUAUGGUCGUAAGGACUCAAUUUUUGAUGGUUUUGUGUGUUUGAUUGAUGAAAUGGGAAUGUGGGUAUAGUUGUGAAGUGAGUUUGGUUUGUGGGUAGUUUUUGUUUUUGUGUUGCUUUAAUUAAGGAUGGCUAAUAUCAGAGGCAGACUUCAGUUGAAGAGAGAGCUGACUCAAAUAAAGAAAGCAUCCAGGGUUUUGCGUGAUCCAGGGACAACUUCAUCGUGGAAGUCACCAUUGAGUUCAUCCAGAUCUAUAGCAGCAGCAGCAGUGGCCGCAGCUUCGGGGUCUGGCUCUUCUGGUUUGAAAAACAACAAGCAAUUGGUUGAUGAAAACACCAAUGUGAAUGUGAAUGGGCGUGGGAAAGAGAAGAAAGUGUUUUUGUAUAAUUGGAAGAAUCAUAAUUCCUCUAGUGAAACUAGUGCAAUUGCAAGAAACGAUGAAGCUUAUCGUGUUGAUGAGGAUGGUGAUAGUUUGAGUGAUGCCAAAAAUGGUAGUGGCGCUGGCGGCAUUGAUUCAAAGAGUGAUUCUUAUUUUGGUGAUAAAAGGUCUUCUUCAAUGAUUAUCAGGUGUAGGGAUGCAAAUCUUGUCUCUUUGGCAACUCCAUCAAUGAGAAGAGCUAUGGAAGCUAAGAGGAAGAGUAAGAUAACUAAUUCCCGUUUAGAUUCUUUAUCUAGACAUCAUAAAAAACAGCUUGUUCUUGCUAGGAAUUCAGUUAAUUCUGAAUUAAGAUCGCGAACAGCUCAUCUUUCAAUUGCAUUAGGUUUAGGCAGGGAUGAGUCUGUUGAGCAAUCUGAUGAUACUGAAGACUAUAAUUCAGAAGAUUUAUGUAAAUAUUCGGGGGCUUCCCCUUUGCUUUUAAAACCUAAGCAUAAGAAUUGUUCACAUUCAUCCUCUAAAUUUUUGAGAAGUAGCAAGAAAGAAGACUCUUCUUAUUCUUAUAGUACGCCUGCAUUGUCAACUAGUUCUUAUAAAAGGUAUGUUAAUCGAAAUCCAAGCACUAUUGGAUCUUGGGAUACCACAACAGCAACAUUGGAUGAUAAUGAUGAUGAAAUGGAUGAUAAUUUGGAUUUUCCGGGUCGUCAAGGAUGUGGAAUUCCUUGCUAUUGGUCUAAGAGGAUGGCGAAACAUAGAGGGGUAUGUCAGAGUUGUUGCACUCCUUCCCUUUCAGAUACUUUACGGAGGAAAGGAAGUAGUAUAUUCUGUGGGAGUAUGAGUAAGUAUCAUGAAAGAAGAUGUUCAUCUUCCAAUUCUAAUAAAUGCAGAAUAGCUUCUAGAAGUGCUCGAGGUAUUCUGCCAUUACUUACCAACAGCGGUGAUGGGAGAGCAGGGUCUUCCAUAGGAACAGUUCAUAGUGAUGAUGAGCUCUCGACAAACUAUGGGGAGCUUGAUCUGGAAGCACUAAGUAGAUUGGAUGGAAGGAGGUGGUCAUCAAGCUGUAGGAGUCAAGAUGGGCUUGAGAUUGUGGCUCUAAAUGGUGGAGGAGAAGAGGAUGGUAUGCUUGAAAACAUAAGGAGUCUGAGCCAGAAAUAUAAGCCAAUGUUCUUUGAUGAAUUGAUUGGGCAGAAUAUUGUGGUUCAGUCUCUUGCAAAUGCUGUUUCAAGGGGAAGAAUUGCUCCUGUUUAUCUUUUUCAAGGUCCUCGAGGGACUGGGAAAACAUCAACAGCUAAGGUCUUUGCUGCAGCUCUAAAUUGUCUGGCUACUGAAGAAACAAAGCCAUGUGGUUUCUGUAGAGAAUGCACCGAUUUCAUCUCUGGAAAAAGCAGGGAUUUCUUUGAAGUUGAUGGCACUAAUAAGAAAGGAGUUGACAGAGUUAGGUACCUUUUGAAAAACCUGCCAAUUCAGCCCCCAUCAGCUUCUUCUCAGUAUAGGGUGUUUGUUAUUAACGAGUGUCACUUGUUGCCCUGUAAGACAUGGUUGACAUUUCUCAAAUUUCUUGAAGAACCUCCACAGCAAGUUGUGUUCAUUUUCAUAACAACUGAUAUUGACAAUGUGCCCCGUACCAUACAAUCACGGUGCCAGAAGUAUCUCUUCAACAAAAUUAAAGACAGUGACAUUGUGGCCAGGUUGAAGAAAAUUUCUGCUGAAGAGAUUCUGGAUGUUGAAUCAGAAGCAUUAAAUUUGAUUGCUUUGAAUGCAGAUGGUUCUCUUCGAGAUGCAGAAACAAUGUUAGACCAGCUGAGUUUACUAGGAAAAAGAAUAACUGCAUCUCUUGUGAACGAACUUGUGGGGGUUGUUUCAGAUGAAAAAUUACUGGAACUUUUGGAAUUGGCAAUGUCAUCUGACACUGCAGAAACAGUGAAAAGAGCCAGAGAGUUGAUGGACUCUGGAGUUGAUCCGAUGGUUUUGAUGUCUCAACUGGCCAGCCUUAUAAUGGAUAUCAUUUCUGGGACUUACAACAUUGGUGGAAGGAGCUUAACUGAAGGGGAGUUGGAGAGGUUAAAGCAUGCUUUGAAGCUUCUUUCAGAGGCCGAGAAACAUCUAAGGGUUUCAAGUGAACGCUCAACAUGGUUCACAGCAACUUUAUUGCAACUUGGUUCAGUUCCUUCUCCAGAACUCUCUCUGUCAUGUAGCAGCGGAAAGCAGAGCUCUAAAACGACUGAGGAAGAUCCUUCAAGUGCUUCAAGAGAAGUUACUGUUUACCAGCGGAAAUCAGGGGUGUCUCAAAAUAUACAUUGUGAUUCAGCUUCUCCUGCUUCUGUACAUGAACAAUUAAUUGGAAAUCACAUCCAUCAAGGGGCAUUAUUUUCACAGAUUGAUGGUCAUAAUUCUUAUUUCAAGCCAGCACAUAGCCCAUUCAAGGAUAGUGGUGCCUUGGUUUCUGCAAAUGAUAGUGGUGCGGUUGGCAAUAUGAUUAUUACAUGCAGAAAUUCAGAAAAGCUAGGUGAUAUCUGGGCAAAGUGUAUUGAAAGGUGCCACUCAAAGACACUGAAGCAGUUAUUGCGGGCCUAUGGAAAGCUUUUGUCUAUCUCUGAAGUCGAAGGUGUUUCAGUUGCCUAUCUUGCGUUCGGGGACGGGGAUAUUAAAUCUAGAGUAGAAAGGUUUUUGAGCAGUAUCACCAAUGCAAUUGAAAUUGUCCUGGGAAGAAAUGUUGAGGUUAGAAUAAUCCUUUUGCCAGAUGGUGAGGCUUCUAUAAACAGUGAAUCUUGGAAUGAUCUACCAAAAGAUCUGAAGCAGACACAAACAACUGAAGCAAUUGAGAGAGAAAGAAAGGCAAUUUGCUCAAAUGCAAAUGGUAACUAUUCUGAUUUGGACUCACAACUGAUGCCCCACAAAUUAUCCAGAGGAAGUUUUAAUGAGUUGGAAGGUAAAAUUAAAGGCUCAGAAGAUUGUUCUAAUUGUUCUCCAUUUCGGGCUGGAGCUUUUCAAUCUACUGGUGGAUCAUUGAAGUUGCUGGCUGAGGGCAAUUCUGAACUUGGUGGUACAAAAGAGAGGAGGCUCGAGAUUCCAAUGCACAUAAUAGAAUCCAUUAUCCGUGAGCAGAGGUUAGAAACUGCUUGGUUACAGGCUGCAGAGAAAGGCACAACUGAAUCAUUGAGUCAUUCGAGACCUGAGAGGAAUCAAGUACUGCCUCAGGAGGAUUUUCAUCAACAAAAUCAUAUAGAAUCUACUCUUUCAUCAGCACUACCAUCCAAGCAAUUGGAAAAUGAACUACAUCAGGAACUCAAAGCUUUGAAGCUUGAAGAUGAAAGUGUGCUUCAUAAGGACCAGACCGGUAAAAGGAGUGAUCAUUACCCUAUGUCGCCAAGCUUAUUACAUGAUAGCAACUUUAUGGGAAAUUUCAACAAAGAGAGCGUGGGAUAUGAAUCAGGUUCAGCAGCUGGAGGUUGCAGUGGGCUUUUCUGUUGGAAUAAUGGAAAACCUCCUAAGGGGAGAAAGGUUAAAGGAACCCCUGUUCGACCACGCAACAGUGGACGGUUUUCAUUAUUUGGUGAAUGUGCAAAGAAAAAGGAAAGUGAGAGCAGACCAAGAAGAUAAAAUAGGAAGUUUAGUAGUUUGGAGUUAAAAGGCCUUUUUGUUUUCUUACAUAUAUAUAUAUUAUUAUUCUUUUGUGUACUUAUUUUCUAGUUAAGUCAUUCUUCAAUAAAUGAAAAGCUUAUGUGGUUGGACUACUGCAUUUCUUUAGCUCCA